Volvox carteri f. nagariensis is the source of this 675-nucleotide messenger RNA. RefSeq lists its product as uncharacterized. NCBI's taxonomy places the organism in Eukaryota, Viridiplantae, Chlorophyta, Chlorophyceae, Chlamydomonadales, Volvocaceae. Gene Ontology annotation, cellular component: cytoplasm; ubiquitin ligase complex. The record is from RefSeq and is a predicted model, not a curated record. The coding region runs from base 39 to 356 and encodes 105 amino acids. The transcript has a single exon.
AUGCCGACCCGGCUGCAUUCCAGUGGCUGCUGGCCUACAUGUACACGGGGGAGCUGUACAUGCCAGACGAGCUGCUGCGGCCUGCUGUACUGCUCGCGGAUCGGCUUUUGAUGCCACAAGAUUGCGUGGGGCAGCUGCAGAAGUGGCUGCUGGCGACGGUGACCCCCGGAUCAGUGCUUUCGGAUCUUCUCUGGGCGGAGCAGCACGGCAUGACGUCAUUGGUGCCACAGCUCAAGCUGCGGCUGCUGCGGCAGAGGAAGAGCGUGGUGUUGGGGGAAGAAGAUCUGCGACAGCUCAUAGUCCGCCGUCCAUGCCUAGCGGCUGACCUGAUCCGGGAGCUGGUUGUGAUGCCCUGACAUGCUGUGGCAUGAUGGACAGCGAGGUAGGAUUAGCCGGCACAGCAUCCUCAUACCAUAAGAUCUCACAGGCGCAUGUACAGCAUGCUAUGCGGACUUCUGCUUGGUGUGUGUGUGUGUGGCUGGGAAGGUGAACACUGGGGGAGGCAAACGGCUCAAAACGACCGCGAAUUCCUGUGUGCUAAGCUCUGUUGUUACUUAAUUAAGCCACAUUGAAGGUAAGGGUUAGCAUUAGCAAGCAAGCACUGGUGCGGGUAUCAGGGAUAUGGUCCAUGUCGCUCGUGGUUGUUGCGAGCCAAUCAUGUAACGUUACGACACC